AUGGUCAACCCCACCGUGUUCUUCGACAUCGCGGUCGAUGGCAAGCCCUUGAGCCGCGUCUCCUUCGAGCUGUUUGCAGACAAAGUUCCAAAGACAGCAGAAAACUUUCAUGCUCUGAGCACUGGAGAGAAAGGAUAUAAGGGUUCUUCCUUUCUCAGGAUUAUUCCAGGAUUCAUGUGCCAGGGUGGUGACUUCACAUGCCAUAAUGGCACUGGCGGCAGAUCCAUCUAUGGAGAAAAAUUUGAGGAUGAGAACUUCAUCCUGAAGCAUACAGGUCCUGGCAUCUUGUCCAUGGCAAAUGCUGGACCAAACACAAAUGGUUCCCAGUUUUUUAUCUGCACCACCAAGACUGAGUGGCUGGAUGGCAAACAUGUGGUCUUUGGGAAGGUGAAAGAAGGCAUGAACAUUUUGGGAGCCAUGGAGCGUUUUGGGUCCAGGAAUGGCAAGACCAGCAAGAAGAUCACCAUUUCCGACUGUGGAAACUCUAAUUCUUUUGACUUGCGGGGCUUCUUACCCACCAGCCCAUUCCUGGUAGCUCAGGAGACCCCCUCAGCCCCAUCUGCUCACAGUACCCUGUAA
This is a messenger RNA of Microtus ochrogaster (prairie vole), 579 nucleotides long. Its product is annotated as peptidyl-prolyl cis-trans isomerase A-like. The record is from RefSeq and is a predicted model, not a curated record. NCBI's taxonomy places the organism in Eukaryota, Metazoa, Chordata, Mammalia, Rodentia, Cricetidae. The coding region runs from base 1 to 579 and encodes 192 amino acids. The transcript has a single exon.